Solanum verrucosum is the source of this 1602-nucleotide messenger RNA. RefSeq names its product berberine bridge enzyme-like 28. The transcript is spliced from 2 exons. Gene Ontology annotation, molecular function: FAD binding; oxidoreductase activity. Lineage: Eukaryota; Viridiplantae; Streptophyta; Magnoliopsida; Solanales; Solanaceae. The coding region runs from base 1 to 1602 and encodes 533 amino acids. The record is from RefSeq and is a predicted model, not a curated record.
AUGACUAAGUUAACAAUCUUUGUUUUUCUCUCAAUUUGGUUUUCAUCAUCAUAUUCAUGGGCCAACAAAACUCAUAUUGAUGACUUCCUUCAAUGCCUUUCUCAAAAAAUUACAAACUCAAACUCAUCACAAGUCAUCCACACUCCUGAAAACUCAUCAUAUUCCACCCUUUUUAACUCUUUUUUUUCAGAUAAUCAAAGGAUAACCUCCAACUACAAACCAUCAAUUAUUUUCACUCCUAUCAAAGAAUCUCAAAUCAAGGCAGCUAUACAUUGCUCCAAGAUACAUGACCUACAAAUUAGAAUUCGAAUUGGUGGACAUGACCAUGAGGGACUUUCAUACACUUCGGAGACCCCUUUUUUCAUAAUUGAUCUUAGGAACCUAAGAUCAAUAUCCAUUGAUACCCAAAAAAAGACUGCUUGGGUUCAAACUGGCGCGACCAUAGGGGAACUUUACUAUAGAAUUGCCCAAAAAAGUAAAAAAUUGGCCUUUCCUGCUGGGGUUUGCCCCAAUGUUGGUGUUGGUGGACACUUUAGUGGUGGAGGCUAUGGUAUGUUGGCACGGAAAUUCGGUACUGCUGCUGAUAGCAUCAUUGAUGCAAAAUUAAUUGAUGCUAACGAACAAAUCCUGGAUCGAAAAUCAAUGGGUGAGGAUCACUUUUGGGCUAUUAGAGGAGGUGGAGGGACUAGUUUUGGUAUCAUUACCUCAUGGAAAGUGAAAUUACAUGAUAUUCCAGAAAAGGUAACUGUAUUCAACGUGACACGAACGUUGGAACAAAAUGCAACUCAACUAGUCUACAAAUGGCAGCAUAUUGCAGACAAAGUUGAUGACAAUCUCCUCCUGAGGCUCUUCCUGAGGAGCAAUAUUUCAUCUCCAUUCAAGCGUGGACAAAAGAGUAUCAAUGCCAUAUUCUUUACAAUGUUUGUCGGAGGAGUAGAUGAACUGCUCCACGAAAUGAAAAAGAGCUUCCCAGAAUUAGAACUAAUGAAAGAAGAUUGCAUUGAGAUGAGUUGGAUUGAAUCUAUAAUCUACUUCUAUAUCGGUUUCCCUAAGGGCACAUCACCUGAUGUGUUACUAAAUUGGAAUACCACAACUAAAAAACAGUUGUAUUUUAAAGGGAAAUCAGACUAUGUCCAACACCCAAUUUCUAUAAAUGGUCUUAAAGGUAUAUGGAAACUAUACAACAAAUUGGGCGAAAAUGCUGGCGUUGAAUUACAGUUUAGUCCCUAUGGGGGAAAGUUGAGUGAGAUAUUAGAAUCUGAAACACCUUUCCCUCAUAGAGCUGGAAAUAUUUUCAUGAUCGAGUAUGCAGCUUUUUGGAUGAAAAUGGAAAAUUCUAAGAGAAGCUUAGAUUGGAGUCGAACACUUUAUAGAUACAUGGCUAAGUAUGUGUCAAAAUCUCCUAGAGCAGCUUAUUUCAACUAUAGAGAUCUUGAUAUAGGAGUGAACAAUAUUAAUGGAAACACAAGCUAUGAACAAGCAAGAAUUUGGGGAGUGAAAUAUUUCAAGAACAACUUUGAUAGAUUGGUGAAAAUCAAGACAAAAAUUGAUCCAACAAAUAUCUUUAGGAAUGAACAAAGUAUUCCUCCUCUAUUAUCUUAA